Messenger RNA from Syzygium oleosum, 1262 nucleotides. Its product is annotated as bidirectional sugar transporter N3. The record is from RefSeq and is a predicted model, not a curated record. The transcript has 7 exons. Gene Ontology annotation, biological process: carbohydrate transport. NCBI's taxonomy places the organism in Eukaryota, Viridiplantae, Streptophyta, Magnoliopsida, Myrtales, Myrtaceae. Gene Ontology annotation, cellular component: membrane. Gene Ontology annotation, molecular function: sugar transmembrane transporter activity. Bases 109 to 1011 code for a protein of 300 amino acids.
GGAGAGGGAUAGAGAGAGAAAGAGAGAGAGCUAGGGUUUAUCUCUGAACCCUGCUUUCUUCUUCUGGUCUUUGCCCUUGGAGAGAGGAUUCUCUUGGUUGGAGGUGAAAUGGCCUUCUUGGAUUACCACCAUCCGUGGACCUUCACUUUUGGUAUCCUAGGAAACGUUGUCUCGUUCUUCGUCUUCUUGGCGCCAGUACCGACAUUUUACAGAAUUUACAGGAAGAAAUCAACCGAGGGUUUUCAGUCGCUACCAUAUUUGGUUGCUCUGUUCAGCUCCAUGCUUUGGUUUUACUACGCAUUCCUCAAAGGGCGCUCCUUCCUUCUCAUCACCAUUAACUCCUUCGGAUCCGUGGUGGAAAUGGUGUACAUUGCCAUAUACAUUACUUAUGCACCGAGAGCUACGAGGAACUCCACGAUUAAGCUCUUUGCUCUGAUGAACGUCGGACUAUUCUCACUCCUAAUUCUCAUCGCACACUUCAUAUCAAACGAUCGGACACGCACCGAGGCGUUCGGAUGGAUUUGCACAACGACUUCCGUGAGCGUCUUCGCGGCACCGUUAAGCAUUGUGGCACGAGUUAUACGAACGAAGAGCGUGGCAUUCAUGCCCUUCCCUCUAUCGUUCUUUCUAACGUUGAGUGCCAUCAUGUGGUUCGGCUAUGGUUUCUUCGUAAAGGACUUGUGCAUUAUGAUACCGAACGUUGUGGGCCUCGUCUUGGGACUAUGUCAGAUGGUGUUGUACAGAUACUACAGAAACACAGGGAUCGUCAUCGUGAUUGACGAUAAGCUCCCUCAACACGUGACCAACAUCGUCAUUCUCUCCCCCUCAGGAGGAGACUCCGAAGUCCACCCCAUCACCGUCGAGAUCCUGUCGACGAUCCUGCCCCCCGUCGACGGUGGCGAAGCUCCCCGUGCAGAUGAGAAGCAGCAGCCAUCACGACCGCUGGAGGGAGCCGUGGAAGUGGUUGUUUCUGGCGAUGACCUCCGGGCCAAGGAAGAUAUGGGGGCCUGAUCUGCUAAGGUAUCGGUUCGCUCGGGCCCAACUUACCAUUGGGCUGGACUUUAAUUAAGAUUGUGAAGGUCCAUAUUAGUGGCGAUCCAUCCUCUACAUAAGGAUUCCACUUUCUCUGUCGUGCUCUCCCUCUCCCCGAGUGUCUCUCUCGUUUGGUUGGUAUACAAUUGUAUGAAUAAGUGCUUAAGACAAUCUCCCAAAGUAUAUUCAUCCUUAUGCUAUCCAAUUAAAGAUUGAGUUGAUUAUUAGUA